AUGAAGUUCCGUCAAUCUUUUCAAGUAUUCCGCAACGAUUCAAGGGAGGAGGGUGGAAGGCCGACCACGGCAGCGUACAACAAGAUCGGCGUUCGAGAGACACAGUCGACCGCUGCUUUGAGCAAUGGCGCAGACGAAAAGCAACAGACAGAGGCGCAGGCCCCGCCCACGAAGAACGCUAUGCAGGACUUUCUACAGAAGACCGGCGCAGGCCUUCGUGCUACAGGCGCAAAUCUCAAGGCCAGAAGUGCGAAGCUGGAAAGGCGGAUACCGCGCAAGAGAUCAAAAGUGGUCAAGCCAACCUCCAAACGAAACAGCGUGCAAGUGCGCACCUUUGACCUCGACGACAAAGUCAUGGACAGGCUGACCCGGUCGCCGAAGGAGAAGAAGGCGACUGAAGCCUUCUUGGAGAAGCAGCGGACAAGAGCAAGCACUCGCAGCCGACAUCCGUCCAACGGUGUCUCGCCUAUGUCUUCGAAGUCCCAGGCAGAGCUUGAUAGGCGACCAUUAUCCCCUCUGGAGAUUGAGGCCAUGUUUCUGGGAGCACCCUAUUUCCAGGUACGGAAAAGUGUUGGGCACUACAAUCCGGAAGUGGCAUUCCAAGGAGGUGAUGUGAAGACGACGUCGAAGUUUUCACCAGACUAUGAAGGGUUCAGCCAUGCAUCGUUUGCAGCAAGCACGCUAUCAAAGUCACGGAGUCAAGAGCAAGUGGAGAGGCCGUCGAGCGAGCAGGGCAAUGAGACCGUAAAAUAUGGUAGCGAUGUGCUGGAGGUGCCUAGCAUGCUAUCGGCAGAGGGAUUGGAUACUGGUGCAGUCGGUUUCGAGCAUUUCCUUCAGCUUCCGAUCGCAGACGAUCUUGCUGUACAGGACGAUACUGCGCCACUGAAGAAGCGCGAACAGCUGCAAAUGGACCCCGAGUGGCUUGGUCUCCGGCAGCUCAACAUGGAGCACAUGAUCGAUCGCUUGACAGAGAUGGGCGAGCUCUUUGCGGCCAUCAAGGAGCACCAAUGGGAGUCGCCCGAUCCGUGGAAUCGUAGGAAGAUUGAGGAAAUGGGUGAAGAGUUGUUCGACAAGCUACUGAGUGCUGAGCUGGGGACCACUUCUGCUGGUACAGGCAGUGUCACGCUGAAGACACAGGUCGCGGCGUUGCAGAGGGUGUUGAACACUAAUGGUCUAUGGCGGGACUUCAGCCGUGUCGAGUGGAGGACAAGAGUCGGACAGCUACUCUGGGCGCCGGAGGACUUCGAGCAGACGCAGGUGGACGGCAGCCGCACCCUCAACGAGCGAGAUGUCUUCUUGCUGCAGAUCACGCUCUCCGCCGAAUUGCUCAUGCGCCUUCUCGCCCUGGAGGCCCUGUCGUUCUCGUUCCCACCAAUCGUCUCACAAGAAGAUGCCGAAGCGCUUGACACCCAACGAGGCCCAAAGAUCAAGUGGGACCUCAUUCUGGCCGACAGAUUCCUAAGCAACCUCAACAUCUCUGCCAAAACUCUGCCACCGCCUAUACCUACAUCAGCAGAGAAAGGUGUUGCCAACCGCAGCAGCUUUUUCAGCGCCAUCACCUUCUUCUCCGCGAAAGAAGACCCUCUCGACCAAGAUAGCUCGCAUUCGGUUCAACCGCUGCUCUUUGCAAAGAACGAACCUGAGCAGCUGGCCGGCCUUGCCCACUUUGCCCACACUCUACAGUGGCCUCACGCCGACGAUGUACAGCGCGAGCUGGAGUCGAAGUUGUCCAAACCCUUCUCGAACCGGCCACUUUCCACAGCAGCCAGCAUAUAUGCCACGCCACUUUCCAGCCCGCGCCUACCUCCGACUCCGGGCGCCAGGAAUUCAUUCUUUGCCUUUCCAUCUUCCAGGCCCGGCUUUAGCAGGAAGAACACAGCACAGUCUGUGUCUCUGCUGCCGGCACGCAACAUUGCCGGCAACGUCGAGAGCUUCGAGGUCGGUGGCUGGCUCUCACGAUCCUGGCUCAGUGGACUAGUGAUGCCUGGCGAGCCUGGACGGCACUUCCUGAUGUCGGCGUUAUUGGAGAACAGUCCCCAGGCCAUCACUGUGCUGGGAGAGGAAGCAAACCUCUACGGUGGUUUCGUAUAUGGUCAAAGAGGCUUCUGGAGCCAGUCGUGCAUAGUCGGGCGUGUCCUGGCGGCCGUCAAAGGAAGCGUAGGGUGCAUGGGCUGGGUCUCAGUGCCGCUCGAUGGUGAAACCCGGAAGGGCCUUGACGAUGGGUGGAUGGGCGUCGAUGCUCAAGAGCUUCCUGCUGUGGCUGCGAGGCCAUGUAUCAGGGACUCGGAGGCUGUAGCCAAAGAGUCCGAUCCGAUCAAGGGGCACAAGGUCGAGUCCUUACAGGCUGGAGACUUCAAUCGACCCACGGAUGGCCCACUAGUCAUGGGUAACGAGGUCAAGUUCGAAGGUCUCUCCAUUGCUACCGCCACUUCACCCUUCAAAAGCACCAGCGACACAUCAAGCUCUGAUUCAGUAACGCCGACCGACGAGCCUUCAUCGACGUCGACAGCCGUUCUCACCUUCUCAUCGCCGAUUAACAAACAGAUGCCUCUGCUCACGGUUCCGCUUACGUACGACGUUCAGUUCAUAUCCUCAUAUCCAUGCCAUCCACAAACCACAAGACCGCGCGGACUUUCGAGGCCGCUUACUCCGAGCCCACAGUUUUCCUUCGAGCACCGAAGUACGCCGUCCUCAGCCGCCACUGGUACAAUCGCCACCGACGGCCGCUCAACCCCUCGCAAGCACCAGCCCAAAGACUCCACCACCAGCAGUACCCCGAACAAAGCCCAUCACCAAGCCGACCUCUCCGGUACCCCCAGCACAACAGCGAUAGCGAAGCCGCCAACGCCCUGGACGCAAGGCACCAAGCACCCGUCAAACCCUAGCACGUCCAGCAGUAGCAGCACCACCUUGACCACCACGCCUAAAGAAAACAGCUUCGCGCCCAAAGAGAAGAACCUGCCCUCCCUCCCUGCCCAUCCACUGCACAUCGAUUUCCAGCACACAGUCCUACCGGCCGCUUCUCUACUUUCGCUCGCGCCAGAAUCGAGACCAAGGGCUCUGAGUUCACCGACGGAGCGGAAGAUGUCUGCCGCUAUGGCUGAGGAGAAUGGACUGGAUGAGGAAGUCGUGGUGUUGGACUGCAGAGGUAACGCGGAUCUGGAGGUGUUGGCGAGGGCCUGGUGUGCGAUGGUUGGGGAGAGUGCGGUUGUGGGGAGGAGUGGGAGGACUUGUUUGGCUUGUUGUGUUAGGGAGGCGAGGGCUUGUGGGGUUGUGGUUGUUAUACGGGUUUGA
Messenger RNA from Saxophila tyrrhenica, 3294 nucleotides. RefSeq lists its product as uncharacterized. Bases 1 to 3294 code for a protein of 1097 amino acids. The record is from RefSeq and is a predicted model, not a curated record. The transcript has 2 exons. Lineage: Eukaryota; Fungi; Ascomycota; Dothideomycetes; Mycosphaerellales; Extremaceae.